Messenger RNA from Cicer arietinum (chickpea), 758 nucleotides. Lineage: Eukaryota; Viridiplantae; Streptophyta; Magnoliopsida; Fabales; Fabaceae. The record is from RefSeq and is a predicted model, not a curated record.
UAUGACCAUUCUUUAUAUGUAAUAUGUAAUGUAGAAACAUUAAAACAACUUAUGAAAAUUGUUUCGAAUUUCUUAACCUUACUAAUGUUGUUCCUUGCUGCUCUUAUCCUUGUUCCACAAGGACUUGCUGAUGUAAGCUCACAAAUCUCCAAGACACCAAUUCCUAAACCACCUAAUUACAACAAAAAAGGAGCAAUUUAUGAAUCCCACAUUUCUUGGUUAAGAUUCAAUCCCGUCUCCAAGUAUAUUCCCAAGGGCAGCCCCCCUCCAGUAGCUUCUGGCCCCACUACACCACCAACUCAUACUCCUAAACCUAAACAUAACCCCACUCCACCAACUCAUAAACGUAACCCCGAACCAUCAACUUCUAACCGUAACUCCAAACCACCAACUCCUAAACGUACAUCUCGUAAAAGACCUUUUAAGUAAAAGCAACAAUUUACUAGUCUCCGAAUAUCAAGCAACAUGUCAAAUCCAUUUCUUAAUUAUGCUCAUGAAUGAAAAUCAUGAUAGAAAAAUUAUGCUCUUUACUCCAAAUUUACAAAUUAAUAAAAUUGUGUUGCUACUUAUUAAUCUGUUAGGUCACUUAUAAUCACAAGUACUUUAAUAUAUAUUAGCAUCGCUUGGAGAGUAGAAGUAGAUUUUUGAAAAACAAGGUAAUCAAAAUGUUAAUACCAUCUCCUCUGUUUCACUAUGUGUAUCAAUUCUGCAUCAUAAAAUUAACUCAAAAUAAAUAUCACUUUAAAUUUUAAAUAUGA